Cladophialophora yegresii CBS 114405 is the source of this 2472-nucleotide messenger RNA. RefSeq lists its product as uncharacterized. NCBI's taxonomy places the organism in Eukaryota, Fungi, Ascomycota, Eurotiomycetes, Chaetothyriales, Herpotrichiellaceae. The record is from RefSeq and is a predicted model, not a curated record. The coding region runs from base 1 to 2472 and encodes 823 amino acids. The transcript has 2 exons. Gene Ontology annotation, molecular function: protein binding.
AUGUGCCAUACCGGCCCGUCACGUUUCGGUCUGCUCGUCGACCGCAAGCCCCAUCUCGUCUCGUUGUUGGGCAUGUUCACUGGGCUUGAAUUACUCCCCUUUGACGUCGUGUAUCAGGUUGCUAAACGACUAGAUAUCCGCUCCUACGAGAGUCUUGCCAGGUCCUGCAAGCCGCUUUAUCGCCAUCUUCAGAAUGAACACUCGGCCAGGAUCGUCUUACAGGCCACCUUCCCACGACAUCCUUGGGUGCAGCUCGCGCAGUCACCGUCACACGCUGAUCAGAGGCAGACCCUGGGUCGCAUCCAUCAGUGCCACUCUGCUUUACAACAAGCGUUGCCAUACUCGGCCUCGAUUAUAGCAUAUGCCUCGACUUUCGCCUAUAACGCGGGUAUGCUGUGCUAUACAGCAGGUGGCAACCUCCGGAUUCUCAAUUUCAAUCAUCAGAGAGCCACGGAGAAGGUGUUCGAGGGCCGUGUUCUUGUCAAUCACAUCGCCGUCACCCAACUGCAAGUGGGACUGCUAGAUCUCGGCUCCCUCCACUCGAUGGAAGUGCUAGGCUAUGCUCAUGACAUAACGGUUCUGCACUGUGACUUUAGCGCGUUUGGCCAAUAUGUCUUCGCCAUCGACGUGUCUGACAGCACGCCGGCGAGUGGCUCUCCGACCCAUGGUCUGCAUCCUCGUGUCCGUUUGUGCGCGCGCAUCCGGUCAAACAACAAGCUCUUCGUGAGGCAUUCGAAAAAGUACUUUGUCAUGGGCUCUCACUCUGCGACUGGCAGCCAUGGCCACCACGAAUGGUUGUUGCAGGCCUUCCAUCUCGACACGGCCGAGCCUGUCCACGCAGAACCGUUGCAGCUGCAGGGGUUUUACGGCUCCGAGAUAGGCUCUACGGCAUGUUUCACUAUCCACCAGGACGAUUUCUACGCCGUGACGAACCAAACGAGUCUGGAAAGCGAGGAGGUGGACUGGACAAGCUAUUUCCACGUGGUCAAAUUCCGGGUGGACGACCCACAGCCCGAGCUGAUCAUCAAGGUCAUUUGGCGGCGACAACACCUCGAGGGACCUAUCAACGACGCUUGGACGGACCUCGGAUUUCAGAUCGAUCAACGCACUGGCGAGUUGUUGAUCGUCGAGUGCAGAAAGGAGUGGGCCAACGGGGGUAGUAGGUCUAUUCGAACUUACUACACGCAGUCCCUGGACCGGAUCCGGCUCAAGGAUCUCAAAGAAGGCAUGCGCCAUCCGCCGACGGAGGACCGCCUGAUUAGCACUCUUGACGAGACCAGUAAUAGCAGGUACGAGGACCCGGGGGUGCGGAUCAACCGGUUCGUUCAUCCGGAGUUUCCGGCCGUCAACGAGCAGACCGUCAAGGAGUACAUUCGGGCCAAGACGAAAUGGAAUGGGUACAGCUUCAAUACACAGUGUUUUGUCGACCUCGUAACGGACGAGUUCGUCCCCGAAGGGGAUUGGCGGCCACGGCAACGCAUCCGUCUCCGUGUGGUCAGCAGACAGGAGCUCAGUCCGCUCGUCCGGGAUCAGAGGGCACUGUGUCCAACGGCUCUGAUGAUACGGCCGCGGAUUAAAGACCGUGAGGACCAGGAGCUGGAGGACAGUGAGCGUAUGUUCUCGCCCAGCAGCGUACAUCUGUGGCCGCCGGAUGAUGCACCACAAGAGUUAUUUGACGUUCUCUGCCCCGACGGCAGGGCUGGCGAGGUUAGAGCGAUUCUCGGCGACGAAGGCAUCAUCUACAUGGUCGGUCCGCCGCGGGAGCUUGGGUCAUCUGAACGAGCUCUCGUCUUCAUCUCAUUCGAUCCUACCUUCGGAUUUACAGGCAUGAGGCGGCUGGACGGCACGUUCGCGAUGCCACAGCUAGAGAGGAAGCGGAAGACCGGCGGCAUCGUCCAUGCGCCACCGGCUGUCAAAUAUGAUAUCCCACGCCUGGGGAAAGAGGAAUCCCAGCGGCUUGCGGGUCCAGGUCUAGCCGAACGACCCAAGCGGCUGAAGCUCGAGGGUGGAGCAGCACCAGCAACACCAGUGGAAGCAUACAAUCUUGGGCUCAGGCCGGACUCCAAAACCGAUGACGCCCGAGGCCACGCCCAUGCCCACGCUCGCUUGAACGCGACUCCGAGGCUUUCCACAGCCGUCGAGGACAGACCGGAGCCAAAUCUUUCAAUCCCGCCCCAAGGAGAUGCCACAGCCCAGGCCCUGGGCCUUGAUCCGCCAUCAUCAUCUCCGCCCGAAUCCGUCAACCAAAUACAAAGAUCCGAUCGCUUCCCCGGACCAGUCGACCCGACGGACGCAUCUGGCGAUCAGCAGGACAACAGGCUUGACGAGGAGCAUGGCAGAGGGAAAGACAAGGGGAAAGGAAAACGAAAGGCCAGAAUACCUCCUUCAACACACGCACGCACAAGCACACGCACGACCUGGCGCGAGAAUGCCGCGUACCUAGCGAUCAACAAAGGCUUUUGGUUACGAUGA